Molecule: messenger RNA, 513 nt
Organism: Arachis ipaensis
Lineage: Eukaryota; Viridiplantae; Streptophyta; Magnoliopsida; Fabales; Fabaceae
Molecular function (GO): nucleic acid binding
Source: RefSeq, a predicted model, not a curated record
AUGAAUGGCCAAGCCGAGGUCUCCAAUCGGAAAAUCAAGCGCAUAUUGGAAAAGGUUGUGAAGCCUCACAGGAAAGAUUGGAGUUCUAAACUCGGUGAUGUGCUUUGGGCCUACCGGACGGCCUACAAGACGCCGAUUGUCGAAAGGAAGUUACAAUUGGUGGAGCUUGAGAACCUUCGCUUGGAAGCCUAUGAGAAUUCAAGGCUUUACAAGGAGAAGAUAAAAGCGGUGCAUGAUAGAAACAUUAGAAGAAGAGAGUUUAGAGCGGGAGAGUUAGUUCUCCUCUAUAACUCUAGGUUGAGAUUGAUGCCCAGGAAGCUAAGAUCAAGGUGGGAAGGCCCAUAUAGAGUGGAGAAAGCGGAACCAUAUGGGGUCUACCACUUGCACUAUCCUUCAUGCCCCAAUAUCUUCAAGGUUAAUGGUCAUCGUCUAAAGCUAUACCAUGGAGAAAAGAUGAAAAGAAAUAAAGAGGUUGAGGUGUUUGAUGAGUCCAUAUUUGAUGGUAUAUUUUGA